AUGUCUGACAUUGAAAAGAAUCCUACAUUUUCAGAUACUACCUCUGUAUCUACUUUGUCCACCCCCAGGGGUCCCAAGUAUAUCACCUGGAUAUAUAAACUUGACUCCUUUGGGGUUGAAACGAGAGGGAUUGAGCGGGUUUCCGGCGAGGAAAGACAAAGAAUUGCCCAAUCCACCUCCAAGUACGUUCAGUUUGGUCAAGUGAUUGGUCUUUGGAUCGCUGCAUGUGGUGGGUUAACCUCCAUGAGUUCCUACUUUUUGCCUACUUUACUUCUUGGAUUAAACUUGAGAGAUGCGUUGGUGAGUGGGUUGAUUUCUAUGAUUAUUGGAUGUCUUAUCCCAGCAUAUUGUUCCACUAUGGGCCCAAAAUCUGGAUGCAGACAAAUGGUGACUGCAAGAUUCCUCUUUGGACAAUGGGGGGUCAAGUUUGUGGCGUUGAUUGCUAUUGUCGGUGGUAUUGGAUGGUCUGUGGUUAAUUGUGUUUUAGGUGGACAAAUGUUGGUAGCUAUAAAUGGGAACAUCUCCUUGGCGGUUGGUAUUGUUGUGAUUUCAAUUGUAAGUUUGAUUGUCGCCAUUUUUGGGAUCAGAGUAUUGUUGAAAUUUCAAACCAUAUUGGCAAUCCCUAUUAUCAUUGCCUGUAUUUUAUUUUAUGUGGUUGUGUGUCAGAAAAUGGACUAUAUCCAUGAUUCAAACGAAAUGAUUAAGCAAGCAGGGUACUCUGCAUUAACCACUAGAGGCAACUGGUUAUCAUUCUUUGCCAUUGGGUAUAGUAUUACUGCUACUUGGGGAUCGGGUGCGUCUGAUUAUUACAUCUUAUUCCCCGAGAAUACUCCUUCGUACCAGAUUUUCUUGGUUACUUUCUUUGGUAUUAGUAUUCCAUCCACAUUUGUUGCUAUUGUCGGUACUCUCUGUGGAACAAUUGCUCUUUCAUACAAACCAUGGAACGAUGCAUACAAUACACUUGGAGUUGGUGGGUUAAUUGUAGAGACUUUCUCACCAUGGGGCAGAUUUGGAAAGUUUGUUGCUGUGAUUCUCUACAUUUCCUUAAUCUGUAACAACAUCAUGAACACCUACUCCAUUGCAUUUGAGUUUCAAUUAAUUGGUCAAUACUUGUUGUACAUUCCUAGAUGGGUGUGGGCAUUCAUUGUCACUGCCAUAUACAUUGUCCUUUCACUUGCUGGUAAGGAGCACUUUCUGACUAUUUUAAGUAACUUCUUGCCGAUGUUGGGAUACUGGAUCUCGAUGUACAUUGUUCUCCUCCUUGAAGAGAACUUGAUAUUCCGCUCCACUAUAACAUCGCGAAAGAUGCAUGAGAGCGAAUACAGCGGCGGGAACUAUGAUAUGUUGUACAAUUGGAACAAUUGGAAUAAACCCAAGGGAUUGACUCGAGGUGUUGCUUGUGCUUUGGCAUUUGCCUGUGGGGUUGCUGGUGCUGUUAUCGGUAUGAACCAAGUGUAUUACCAAGGUCCGUUGGCCAAGAAGAUUGGUGAUUAUGGUGGUGAUUUAGGAAUGUGGUUGUCGUUUGGAUUCACGGGGAUCACCUAUCCUGUGUUUAGAUAUUUUGAAUUGAAGCAGUUUAAGAAGUAGGGGACUUAGUCUCCUACUUCUGCAUAGAUAAUAUUACGUCCACCGCUUCUGCAUAGAUAAUAAUUAACCUCUAUAAUCAAUAGUUGAUUUUGCAACUUGU
Molecule: messenger RNA, 1687 nt
Organism: Spathaspora passalidarum NRRL Y-27907
Lineage: Eukaryota; Fungi; Ascomycota; Pichiomycetes; Serinales; Debaryomycetaceae
Gene: FCY24
Product: Fcy24p
Exons: 1
Coding region: 1-1587 (528 amino acids)
Biological process (GO): transmembrane transport
Cellular component (GO): plasma membrane; fungal-type vacuole membrane
Molecular function (GO): transmembrane transporter activity
Source: RefSeq, a predicted model, not a curated record